AUGCGCAAUGAGGUAUCCGGGGAGCCUACGGUGGAAGAGGAGGAGAGGAAGGUCCUCGAACAAGUUGUAGAGAAACCGUCGGAGGGAGGCGUGACUAUUCACAUCGAGAAGAGCCCCGAGGGUGUCGAGCCUGUUUUGAAGGUUCACCCCAGCUUCAAGCAAAGCGACAUUCACUCGCACUCAGAAUGA
Messenger RNA from Besnoitia besnoiti, 189 nucleotides. RefSeq lists its product as uncharacterized. The coding region runs from base 1 to 189 and encodes 62 amino acids. NCBI's taxonomy places the organism in Eukaryota, Apicomplexa, Conoidasida, Eucoccidiorida, Sarcocystidae. The record is from RefSeq and is a predicted model, not a curated record. The transcript has 3 exons.